AUGGCGGUGGCUGAGACACAGCUGUACGCAAAGGUGUCCAACAGGCACAGGAGCAGAAGCACCUCUGUACUCCUCGAGUCUCUCCUUGCCAAAGGAUUCCCAGCUCAUAUUGCGCAAAAAGCCUUGGCUGCUACUGGGCAGAAGACAGUAGAAGAGGCUGCAAAAUGGUUGCAUUCUCACUGCAAUGAUCCCUCUUUGGAGGACCCAAUCCCCCAGGAGUAUGCUCUUUACCUGUGUCCCACUGGCUGCUUGCAUAACUACCUGCUAGAAUUUUGGAAGGAAAGCAAACGCCAGUGUGGGAAAAACAGAGCCCAUGAGGUUUUUCCACACAUCACUCUCUGCGAUUUCUUCACGUGUGAAGACCAGAAAGUGGAAUUAUUGUAUGACACCUUAAAGCGAGUUGGUGAAAGCUUUUCACUACGGUUUCCACCAUCUAUUUCCUUAUUACUACAUUCAUCCACCAGUUACCUUGGCUUCUUCAUUGAUGACAAACAUGCAAAUAUCCUCAAAGAGUUUGCUCAGGCAUUCUCCUCAGAAGCUUCAGCUGUGGCAGAUUGCCAUGUGAAGCCCUGCCUCAAGCAGCUCCACCUUACCUUGUCUCACAGGUUUUAUCCUCACCAUCAGAAGACUUUGGAACAAUUGGCCAAAUGCAUUAACCCAGAGGAGACCUGCCAGUGGGUAGCUGCACUCUACUCACGGGACAUGCGUUUUGUGCAUUACCAGACACUGAGGGCCCUCUUCCAAUACAAGCCCCAGAACAUCGAUGAACUCAUGAUCAAUGCUGGAGACUUCAUCUAUGUUGACCCAACGCAGCAGUCUGAAGUGAGCGAAGGCUGGGUGAUCGGGACUUCACAUCGGACAGGCUGCAGGGGUUUUCUUCCUGAAAACUACACUGAGAGGGCCAACGAGUCAGACACGUGGGUUAAGCACAGAGAAUACGUUUUUGUAACAGCUUCAAGACUCUUCACUCAAACUGAAAAUGAACCUAAUGUGAGGACGAAUGGAGAAGUCCAAAGUCCUCGUAUGUCAAGGAGCAUAACCAAGGUACUUUCUCUUCAGAUAUCUCAGAAUGCCACCCCGCGGAGAAGCGUGCUGGUGAUGCGCCAUGGAGAAAGAGUUGAUCAGGUCUUUGGCAAAUCUUGGCUUCAACAGUGCUUGACUGCAGAUGGAAAAUACUACAGAGCAGAUUUGAACUUCCCUUCCACCCUGCCAAAGCGGAAAGACAGCAUGAAGCAUUUUGAAUAUGAUCCUCCUUUGUCUUGCUGCGGUAUUUUCCAGUCAAGGCUUAUAGGGGAAGCUCUGCUGGACCAGGAGGUGACAGUCAGCUAUGUGUACUCAUCACCUGCACUCCGCUGCAUACAGACAGCUCAACACAUACUGCAGGGGCUUAAAUUAGAUCAAAAAGUCAAAAUCAGGGUGGAACCAGGACUGUUUGAAUGGACCAAGUGGGAAGCAAGCAGAGUAAUUCCUAGCUUCAUGACUGUGACAGAACUGAUAGAAGCAUCUUACAAAAUAGAUACAAGUUACAGAUGUAACUUCCCACUCUCUUCACUGGUGCCAUCAGAAAGUUAUGAAGAGUAUGUAAGCAGAAGCUCUGUGGUUAUAAAACAGAUCAUCAAUGCCUGCCCCAGCAAAGGUGUCAUCCUCAUUGUGGGCCAUGGCUCAUCCUUGGUGUCUUUCACUCGACCUCUGAUAGGACUCCCCAACAGAGACAGCAAAGACUUUGCCCAGGUGAUACGAAAGAUCCCUUCACUGGGCAUGUGUUUCUGUGAAGAGCUGACAGAGGAGAACAAAUGGCAGAUGGUCAACCCACCAGUGAAGACAUUAACCCAUGGAGCAAAUGCAGCAUUUAACUGGAGAAAUGGUAUUGUGGAAGAUUAG
Molecule: messenger RNA, 1881 nt
Organism: Melopsittacus undulatus (budgerigar)
Lineage: Eukaryota; Metazoa; Chordata; Aves; Psittaciformes; Psittaculidae
Gene: UBASH3A
Product: ubiquitin associated and SH3 domain containing A
Exons: 14
Coding region: 1-1881 (626 amino acids)
Biological process (GO): negative regulation of T cell receptor signaling pathway
Cellular component (GO): cytoplasm
Molecular function (GO): protein binding
Source: RefSeq, a predicted model, not a curated record